Aspergillus sclerotioniger CBS 115572 is the source of this 637-nucleotide messenger RNA. RefSeq lists its product as uncharacterized. The record is from RefSeq and is a predicted model, not a curated record. The transcript has a single exon. The coding region runs from base 176 to 508 and encodes 110 amino acids. Lineage: Eukaryota; Fungi; Ascomycota; Eurotiomycetes; Eurotiales; Aspergillaceae.
CCUGAAAGACGCAGCGUGUUCCAAUUGCGGAAGGUGCCCGGGCGCCCCAUCGCAUCACGUGCAAGAAAGACGCGCCUUCCCAAUCCGAGUUAGAAUGGGGCCCCGCGGACCAGUCAGAGGCCGGGCAGCCGGGCAGUCGUACUAAGGAUGUAUGAAGUUUUGAACCCCGUAUCAAAUGGCCAAGCGUCCCGUCCGUCCCUGGAUCCCGACAGUUAACUGCAAUGUAACCGCGCUUGCGAUAUCUCGUAUCCCACCCCCCCCCUCCUCCACUGGAUCGUGGGCUUCCUUGCUCUCCGUUAGUCCUAUACUUUGCUUGCUCUUGUCUCCCUUGCAGGUUUCUUUGCUAUCCUUCUUUGUGUUGGAUAUCGGUUACGGUUCUUCGAUCCCUCUCGUCUUGACGUACUUAGUACUUGGCAAACGUGGCCGCAGCGGCGGAGUCUCCCCGGGAGCCGCCACUAUAUACCGAGCUGCAUGUCCUCGUCACCCGCUCAUUUCUGAGGGCAACUGACCUCUAUUCUUCCUAAUAUCUAUCGCGUCAUCUCCUCAAGAACGCUCCUUUCUCAAAUUCGAUCCCCCUUCUGUCCUUCCCGUUGGUCUGCAAAGCCGCGACCCGCCGAUAAGCCCGCUUUUCCCUGCA